AUGGCGGCGGCGGCGCUGUCGGGCUCGGGCCCCCCGCCCGCGGGCGGCGGCGGCGGCGGCGGGGCCGGGGGCGGCGGGUCCCCGCCGGGCGGCUGGGCCGUGGCGCGGCUCGAGGGCCGCGAGUUCGAGUACCUGAUGAAGAAGCGCUCGGUGACCAUCGGGCGCAACUCGUCGCAGGGCUCGGUGGACGUGAGCAUGGGCCACUCGAGCUUCAUCUCCCGGCGCCACCUCGAGAUCUUCACGCCCCCGGGCGGCGGCCAUGGCGGGGCCCCCGAGCCGCCCGCACAGCCCCGGCCCGACGCGGGCGGCGACUUCUACCUGCGCUGCCUCGGCAAGAACGGCGUGUUCGUGGACGGCGUGUUCCAGAGGCGCGGGGCGCCGCCGCUGCAGCUGCCGCGCGUGUGCACGUUCAGGUUUCCCAGCACGAACAUCAAGAUCACGUUCACCGCGCUGUCCAGCGAGAGGCGGGAGGGCCAGGAGGCGCCCGAGGCCCCGGUGCAGCCCCAGAUCUCGCCCCUGACCAUCCACAUUCCAGACACCAUGGCCCACCUCAUCAGCCCCCUGCCGUCCCCCACGGGGACCAUCAGUGCUGCAAAUUCCUGCCCAUCCAGCCCCCGUGGAGCAGGGUCUUCGGGGUACAAAGUGGGCCGUGUGAUCCCAUCUGACCUCAGUUUAAUGGCCGACAACUCACAGCCGGAAAAUGAAAAGGAGACUUCAGGAGGAGACAGCCCGAAGGAUGACUCAAAGCCACCUUAUUCCUAUGCACAAUUAAUCGUACAAGCAAUUACGAUGGCUCCUGAUAAGCAGCUCACCCUCAAUGGAAUUUAUACGCACAUCACUAAGAAUUACCCGUACUACAGGACGGCAGACAAGGGCUGGCAGAAUUCGAUCCGCCACAAUCUCUCUCUGAACCGUUAUUUCAUCAAAGUCCCGCGUUCCCAGGAGGAACCGGGCAAAGGCUCGUUCUGGAGGAUAGACCCUGCCUCCGACAGCAAGUUAACAGAACAGGCGUUUAGGAAGAGGCGGCCGAGGGGCGUGCCCUGCUUCAGGACCCCUCUGGGGCCUCUCUCCUCUAGAAGCGCCCCCGCCUCUCCCAACCACGCUGGAGUACUGUCUGCCCACUCCAGCGGCACGCAGACCCCCGAGAGCCUCUCGCGGGAAGGUUCACCAGCCCCCCUGGAGCCCGAGCCUGGCGCCCCACAGCCCAAACUCGCUGUCCUGCAAGAGGCGCGGUUCGCCCAGAGCGCCCCAGGGUCCCCUCUUUCUGGGCAGCCGGUUCUGAUAACGGUGCAGCGGCAGCUGCCGCAGGCCCUGAAGCCCGUCACCUACACGGUGGCCGCGGCGCCCGUGCAGCAGCCCAUCGUGCAGACGGUCCACGUGGUGCACCAGGUGCCCGCGGCCUCGGCCCCUGCCAGCGCCUACCCCGUGGCCGGACAGGCCGUGGUCGCCCACGCGGCCGUGGGGCCCCCGCCGGAGGCAGAGCCGCAGGAGAACGGAGACCACCGGGAGGUCAGAGUGAAAGUGGAGCCCAUCCCUGCGAUCAGCCGCGCUGCGCUGGGAGCCGCGGGCCGGGUGAUUCAGACGGCGCAGGCCAUCUCCAUCGUCCAGCAGGCGCCUCGGGGCCAGCACCAGCUCCCCAUAAAAGCUGUCACUCAGAACGGGACUCACGUCGUGCCCAUCGCCCCUGCGGCCCAAGGACAGGCAAAUAACGCAGCUGCGAGUCCUUUGCACCUGUUGGCGACACACGCCUCGGCCUCGGCCUCCCUGCCCACGAAGCGUCAGAACGGCAGCCAGCCUGAGCAGCCGGAGCAGCCGGAGCCAAAACGGAUCAAGACGGAGGACGGCGAGAGCGUCGUCAUCGCUGUGCAGGUGGAUGCGCUGCCCGCCACCGCGAGGGGCAAGGGCGUCCAGAACUAGCCCGGAGUCGCUGCUCCCGUAAGGGGUACAACGCUGUGGUGCCAAAAGUCGACACUUGCUCUCGAGCGAUGCACGGAGCAGUCUCACCUGGCGGGGGGCCCUGUGCCUGGACUUCACCUCUCAGCACUGAACACGCAAACCCAGGUGGCCUUAAAACUCCUUAAUUCAGAAACAGAAAUCACACUUGAAAAAACCACACACCACCAACCGUGCUCCGGCGCCCGCGGCCCCUCCUGCCGGGCAGCCCACCCGCCCCCGAGGGCUCCACUCUGCACCGACGGCAGCCCCAGCUCCGUCCCUGGUCAGCUCCAGACCAGCCUCGCAGGGACCCGCCGCGGCAGGUGCGGGAGGCAGACGGUAUUUUGUUCUUCACAUGUGGAAUUAGGAUAUUUUGAGGUGUACUUUUCUUUCUUUACAAAAUAAUGGGGUCUGACAUUUCAAAUCACUCCAUUUCUCCUCUGGAAAUUUUGGAAUCGCAGUACUUCUCAUGUGAAAUUUCAUUUGGGGAAAAGACGCAAUGUAGUUUCGUUUGUUUUGGUUGUUUGUUUUCAGCCUACGGAGAGGCCGGCCUUUGCCUGCUCCGGCGCCGCAGCGUGUCAUGCUGAAGCAGCGGUCCCCGCGCCUGCCCGUCCCUGCUGAGUGCACCACGAGGCCCGGCCGGGCCGGGGGCAGAACCGCAGGACCCCGGAGCCGCACUCACCUGUUCCGUUCUGCUCCGUUCGGUUGUCUCUUUGUGUUGACUUUGUCCCUGGCAUAAUUCUCCACUCUUAGGUAAAACAGGUCUUGCUGAGUAUUGUGUACGUUUAAAACGACACAACUGUUACUACUUCAUUUGGAAAAAAGAUUCGAUCUUUUAUCAUACACCCUUUUCAAACAAGGAUGAAAGACCCCUCCGUGGGCUGCCCGGCCCCGCAGCGGGUGCGCGUGGCAUUGGGUUGCUUUCUGAUUGUCAAUGGAAAACCCCCUUCGACCUUCCCAAACUGCAUUUGAUCCCAAGGCCGAUUCCUCUCCUGCAAAAGAGCAAAGCAAGCGGGAAGGAGGCGGAAGUGAGGGAGCAGGGGAGGCCCGGGAGGCCCACGCGGCCGCAGCCCAGGACGAAAAGCACUUGCCUUUCCUUAGAGUUCUGGGGCCCGAGGGCCGAGCAGCUGCGACAACAGAGGGCUCUGGCCUUAUUGUGAAUUUUUUAAUGUCAUCAUCAUAACAUUAUUUAUUUAAAUGUAGUUAUUUUGGUAUUUAAUUUUUUUUAAAGAGAGGAAAAAACCUGUAUUUUCCUGGUGGAAUGAAAUGGCUCAAAAUGGUAUAUUUAGGGAAUUUUAAAACAUUUAUUAUUUACCUAAAGACCAAAUAUGAUAAAGCUGUUCUAAGUAUUGUGUGUCAAUCCACAGUAUGGAGCUGUCACAAUGUUACUGCAGAUAUGCAUAUUAAAAAUUAUGAAAUUACUGCACACUAGCUGGAUUUAUAACUCAGCCAUUUAAACAAUAAAAGUGAAACCAUCAUGUGAAUGAGA
Messenger RNA from Choloepus didactylus (southern two-toed sloth), 3424 nucleotides. It is a transcript of the gene FOXK2, whose product is annotated as forkhead box K2. Gene Ontology annotation, biological process: regulation of transcription by RNA polymerase II. The coding region runs from base 1 to 1917 and encodes 638 amino acids. Gene Ontology annotation, molecular function: DNA-binding transcription factor activity, RNA polymerase II-specific; protein binding; RNA polymerase II cis-regulatory region sequence-specific DNA binding. The record is from RefSeq and is a predicted model, not a curated record. Lineage: Eukaryota; Metazoa; Chordata; Mammalia; Pilosa; Megalonychidae. The transcript has 9 exons.